This is a messenger RNA of Fonsecaea pedrosoi CBS 271.37, 1275 nucleotides long. RefSeq lists its product as uncharacterized. The record is from RefSeq and is a predicted model, not a curated record. Gene Ontology annotation, cellular component: cytoplasm. Lineage: Eukaryota; Fungi; Ascomycota; Eurotiomycetes; Chaetothyriales; Herpotrichiellaceae. The transcript has a single exon. Bases 1 to 1275 code for a protein of 424 amino acids. Gene Ontology annotation, molecular function: calcium ion binding; calcium-dependent phospholipid binding.
AUGUCAUACGGGCCCCCUCAGGGUCAACCUCCGUACGGAGGAUAUCCUCCUCAAGGACAGGGCUAUGGCCACCCUCCACAGCACGGCGGAUAUCCUCCUCCCCAGGGUGGUUUUCCCCCUCAACAGGGCGGUUAUGGCGCUCCACCACCACAACAUUUCGGUGGUCCACAGCAAGGCGGUUGGGGUCCUCCUCCCGGAGGCCCUUUCCCAGGUCAAUAUGGCGGACCUCCACCACAAGGGGGCUAUGGCGCCCCUCCCCCUGGCGGCUUUCCCCCGCAACAAUACCAGCAAUAUGGCGCUCCUCCCGCGCAGCCCUCGCCCGGUUACGUCCUCGGCGCGCAGGCGCAAGGUGACGCGUCGCGCGACGCGGAAGCGCUGCGUAGCGCAAUGAAAGGCUUCGGCACGGACGAGAGAGCGCUGAUCCAGAUCCUGUCGAAACCAGACCCCUUACAGAUGGCACUGCUGAGAAACACCUACAAUCAGCGCUUCCACCGCGACCUGGAGAGAGACAUCAAGUCAGAAACAUCAAAGUAUUUCCGUGACGGGCUGGUCGCGCUUGUCCAGGGCCCGCUCAUGCACGACGUACACAGUGUCCACGGAGCGAUCAAAGGGCUAGGGACGAAGGAGUCGGUGCUGAACGAUGUUUUGCUGGGUCGAUCGAAUGCCGACAUGCGCGCCAUCAAGCAGGCGUACCAGCAGACGUACAGAAAUACCCUCGAAGCAGACGUCAAGGGGGAUCUAUCGAUGAAGACAGAGAGGUUGUUCGAGUUGGUCAUGUCGGCCACGCGAAAUGAGGAGUCCACGCCCGUUAUCCCCGCAGAGCUCGAGCGUGAUUGCUCGGAGCUACACCGCGCCAUGGACGCCCGCGUGGGCACCGACCAGCUCACCGUGUGCACUAUCCUAGCAAGACGUUCUGAUGGCCAGAUCCGCGCCAUUGCACAGCAUUGGCACCAGAUGUACCGUUCGUCCCUCGAAAAGGUGAUUGAGUCCGAAUUUUCGGGACACAUGAAAGACGCACUGGUCUUGAUGGUUCGGAGGGCGAGUGACCGCGCAAUGUCCGACGCCGUGCAGCUGGAAGAUGCUAUGGCGGGGCCGGGCACCAAGGAUGUUUUGCUCGUUCAACGGGUGGUCCGGGUGCAUUGGGACAAGAUGCAUUUGGACCAGGUCAAGCGGGCCUACUCGCACCGAUACAAGAGGGAUCUGAUCCAGAGGGUGAAGGGCGAGAUCCAUUUUGACAAGUAUUACGAAGGGCUAAUGGUUGCUCUCUUGUCUUGA